Molecule: messenger RNA, 2114 nt
Organism: Melitaea cinxia (Glanville fritillary)
Lineage: Eukaryota; Metazoa; Arthropoda; Insecta; Lepidoptera; Nymphalidae
Gene: Paf-AHalpha
Product: platelet-activating factor acetylhydrolase IB subunit beta homolog
Exons: 4
Coding region: 228-905 (225 amino acids)
Source: RefSeq, a predicted model, not a curated record
UUGUGGUAAUACAGUAGAACUUGUCAAUUCAAAAAUGAGAGCAGCUAAAAAUUUAUAAUUUUUUAUCUGUUCUGUUAGCUGUUGGUAUUGGUAACUUAGUUGUAAAAUUGUUUCCUUUAAUUUUAUUGUUAAUUUAUGUUCUAAAGCAGUAGCAGUAAAUAUAAAUUAAAUAGAAGUAAAACAAUUAUAAAACCUACUGUUAGCUCGUGAUUAGAAAUACUAAUAAAAUGAAUCCUUGUUCAGUGGCAGCUCCUCAACAAGAUACUGAUGGUGAUGGCAGAUGGAAUAGCAUUCAUAACAGAUUUCUUUCGGACGCCAAAGGGAAAGAUGGAGAUGUUAUUUUCAUCGGUGAUUCCAUUUUACAAGCAUUAGAACAUACUGAAGUUUGGAACCAAUGGUUUGCACCACUUCACUGCCUUAACUUUAGUAUUCACAAAGAUCAAACACAAAAUGUCUUGUGGCGUAUUAAGAAUGGAGAACUUGAUCAUGUUGACCCAAGAGUUAUAGUUUUGCAUGUGGGAACAAACAAUAUUGAUCAUACCCCUGAACAAAUCUGUGAAGGUAUUUUAGAAAUAGUACAUACAAUUAGAGAGAAACACCCGAGUGUUUACAUUGUGCUACCGAGUCUUCUUCCAAGAGGUCAACAUCCUAAUGUAUUGAGAGAGAAAAAUAAUAAAAUCAAUCAACUUUUACGUGAAAAAGUUGCUCAUUUGAAUAAAGUAGAAAUGGUAUCAAUAGAUAAAGGUUUUAUACAAAGCGAUGGAACUAUUAGCCACCAUGAUAUGCACGACUACCUCAUACCAACUAAUGCAGCUUGUCGGAAGGCAUUUGAACCAGUAUAUGAUCUCUUACAACAAAUAUUGUCCGAAGGCGAACCAGAAAAAGACUUGACACCCUCUGAAUAAAAAUUUACAUAUAAAGACACUAAGUAAUAGCUUUUUAUCAUGCAGCAAGCUUAUUGUGAUUAAAUAGUAGUACUUAAAUUUAGCUUUUUAUAUUAGACAUAAGUGUCAAAUGUUUUAUAUUAAUUUAUUGUUUUCCUAUUUUUACUUUUACAUUCCAAAUUAAUGAAUAUUUUAUUGGCUGUGUUAAUUAUUAUUAGACCCAUAGAAUUACAUGAUGCACUAAGAAUAAAAUGAUUAGCAUAAAACACUGGAACACUUGCAUGAUAUACUUACUGGACAUAUUAUUAGUAGACAAUUUUACCAUUUUAAUUUUAGUCUUUAUGAAGAUGUAAAAUAGUCUGUAAAAUUAUUUUGAAUUUUCUUCUUAAAUUCAUUAAAUUAGUAAUUUCUUCUUUAACCCUAUAUGCAUUUAAAGGGACAUUAAGGGGAGGUAUUUUUAUUUAAAUUAAUAAAACUGAAUAAUGGUUGUAAUGUUGAACUGUCUUAACUACUGAGAUGUUAUUAUUGUACUUAAUUUUAUUUUAUUGAAAUUUGCUAUCGUGAUUUUAUCUAGUGAAUUUGUAUUAAUUCAACAUUUUAUAUCAUCUUAAUUUUGUUUUCAAAAAUAUAAUUAUGUAGUAUUUUAAAUUUUUUAAAAAGUAUGAAUUAGUGUCUCAGAGCCCUUGCAAGGUGAUUCAAAAUAAACAUUGUCUUUUGUUGUGCCAACUCUUUCAGGCGAAAGUUAAAUACUGCUGCAGGUUUCUUUUUAAAACUGUCAAUUUGAUGAAGACGAAAAGAUAAGGAACAAAAAUGUUUCUUGUUUCCAGCCAGGGUAACCGUUUGAUUAUUUAGUGUUUUAAACUCUACUAUGUAUUUCAUGAUGGAAUUGAUUGUAACCAAAGAUUUAUUUUCAGUCUCAACCAAAGCAUACAUUAUAAAUGUAAACGUUAUUUUAAACACAUAAAAGUUAUGUCAGGCUCAACUGAACAAAGACAUUUAACAAUGUUAUAAUGUGAUGAUUAUUAUGUUUCGAUAAAUGAAAGGACAUUAAGUAAUUAAUUAUAUCUUACCAUUGUAUAAAUAAAUAUAACUUUUUUAUGGAUUUCUAAUAUAUAAAAGGUAUUUAUGGUACAUAUAUCUACUCAAGUUGCCAAACUGCUUGAAUCUCAAAUGUGAUUAUUUAUUUGCAUGAAUGAAAAUGCUUAGAAGUAAAAGUGCAAUUUUUUCUAA